This is a messenger RNA of Rotaria sordida, 2664 nucleotides long. NCBI's taxonomy places the organism in Eukaryota, Metazoa, Rotifera, Eurotatoria, Philodinida, Philodinidae. The record is from the annotation of a GenBank genome assembly.
AUGAUGGAGACUCUUUUAACCGAUUUAUCUUCUCAAUAUGAAGAUACAAAUGUUAAUUCAAAUAAUAGAAAGAAUGAUCAAAUAAAUAUUCCACUUGUUGUUGUUGAUACACCAACAAUAACAUCAACUAGAAAAGAUUCGAUCGUUAUUCCAUCAAUAUCUAAUAAUUCAAUAUCAAGCGUUAUUCAACUUGAGAAUAAUAAUAAUAAUACACUUUUACCUGUUUGUACUUCAAAUAGUCUUGGCGAUCUUAGUUCAACUCCAUUACUUACGUUAGAUAAUCCAACAUCUAAUUCACCGAUAUCAUCAACAACUAAUCAACACGAUGAAUCAACAACAGCAACAACAUUUAUUCAAUGUGAAUCGCUUCCAUCGAGUAGUUCAUCAUCAUUAUCAAAAUCAACAGUAUCAAGUCAAUCACAACAGAUUUCAGUGACACAUGAAUCUUUAAAAAAUGAACCAGAAGAUGAAAUUAAACCUAAAAUAUCUUUAACACCAAAAAAAGCACCAGCACCUCCUCCACCGAUAGAAUCGUUUCCAACAAAACGUGCAGUAUCUCAAUCAACAGGUGAAAAUAUUUUUUAUUCUGAAGAUGAUAAAUAUUUAUCUGAUCAACAUCAAUCUCGUCGUUUAUUAAAUCGACAAAAUCAUCAACGUCAUGGUAGUGCUGAUCUUCUAUGUCGUCACAUAAAUCAUGAAUAUAUGAAUCGAUCAUCAACAACAAAUUCAUCAUUUUAUCCAUCAGAAAAUAUUAUUCCUAAUCAAAUUAAUUAUUAUGAUUAUGAUCAAAAUAUUUCUUAUGUUGAACAAUUAGAACAUGAAUUAAAAUUAACAAAAGAACAAUUAAAUGCAACUAUGAAAAGUAUUAAAACAUUUUGGAGUCCAGAAUUAAAAAAAGAACGAACAUUAAGAAAAGAUGAAUCAUGUCGAUAUCAAUUAUUAAUUAAUGACCAUCAAAAACGUGUUAAACAAGAUACUUAUAUCCAAUCUCUUGAACAUCAAUUAAAACAAAUGCGUGAUGAACUUGAAAAAUCUCGUCAUAAUCUACAUUAUGAAUUAACAUCUAUUCCAUCAACAUUUUCCAUUCCAGAACAACCGUCCAUUGAUACAAAUACAAUAUUACAAAAACAAUAUCAAGAUAUUAAAGAUAAAUUAGAACAACGUAUUAAUGAUUUACAUUUAAAAGAAAAUGAAUGUGUUACACUUAAAGCUAAAGUUGAUACAUAUGAAAGUAAAGAAAAAGAUUUACAACAUUAUAUUAGUAUACUUAAAGAAUCAAUUUUAAUCAAAGAUCAACAAGUUAAUAUGAUACAAUCAGAAAUAAAUGAUCUUCGUACAAGACUUAAAGAAAAAGAUUCAAUUAUUGAAAAGAAAAAUUCAAAAAUUCAAUCAACACGUCUUGAUCGUCAACAAUGUGAAUAUGAUUUACAAGAAUCUAAACAACAAUUAGAUAUUCGUGAUAGAAAAAUAAAUGUACUAAAUAGAAAAAUUGAAAAUCUUGAAGAACAAUUACGUGAUAAAUCAACACAAAUAGCAUUAGCACGUGCAAAAUUAACAGCUGUAACAACAACAGCUUCAACAAUGAAUGUUCAACAACAAACAUCAAUAACAACAAAUACACUUGUAUCAAAUCUUGAAACAACAGUUGCAGAAAAAGAACGUUUAAUUGAAAAAUUACGAGAACAAAAACAUACAUUAGAUAUUGAACAUCAAGAAGAAAUCGAACAAUUACAAAAAACUCUAAAUGAUACAAGAUUAAAACUUGAACAAAAAGAAAAAGAUUAUUAUGAAGGACAGAAUCAUAUAAUCGAAUUAAAUGAACAAAUAAAUAAUGCUAAAUCUCUUUUACAACGUCGUGAAACACAUAUUCAAACUCUUGAACAACAAAUAAUAAAUUUAAAACAAGUUAAAAUUGAUUCAGGUGAUACAACGAAAUUAGAAUAUGAAAAUCGUGCAUUACAAGAUCGUUUAACAUCAUAUGAACUUGAACGUACAGAAAUGAAACGAGAAAUUGAAUGGAUGCAACAAGAACUUGAACAACAAAAAAAUUUACCAUUAUCAACAACUAAUGAUCAAACCGAACAAGAACAACAAUAUGAACUAAUAUUAAAUAAAAAACAACAACGUAUUGAAGAACUUGAACAAGUUGUAAGAGAAAGUUUGCAAAUAACAACUGAACGUGAAUAUGCAAUGACACAACAAAAACGAAAAGUUGAAAAUUUAGAAAAACAGAUAAAAACUCUACAACAUGAAAUUGAACAUUUACGUAAUGAAAAUAAUGAACAAUCUCAAAUACUUUCACAAUUACAAUUUGAAUUAAAUGAACGUAAACGUCAAUAUGAACAAAGACUUGAAGAACAAAUAAAACAUCUUGAUAAUGCUUUUAUUUCACAACAAGAAAAAAUCUUAGGUGAAUUAAGUGAAAAAGAUUCUCGAAUAGCUGAUUUAGAAAUGGAUCGUACAAGUAAUGGUGCAUCAAAUCGGGCAAAUAUGAUUGAAAGAUUAAAUACAGAAAAACAACAAUUACAUAAUCAACUUAAAGAACUCACGGAAAUUCGGAUGAAAAUAAUUCAAGAUCAUAUGGCUUCUAAAGAAGAAUAUGAAGAAAAAGAAAAAUUAGUAUCAUUUUCACCGUUAACAGAUGGCGAUGGUAUCUUUUGUUAA